Syzygium oleosum is the source of this 1059-nucleotide messenger RNA. RefSeq names its product zinc finger BED domain-containing protein RICESLEEPER 2-like. Lineage: Eukaryota; Viridiplantae; Streptophyta; Magnoliopsida; Myrtales; Myrtaceae. Bases 1 to 1059 code for a protein of 352 amino acids. Gene Ontology annotation, molecular function: DNA binding. The record is from RefSeq and is a predicted model, not a curated record. The transcript is spliced from 2 exons.
AUGAGGUGUUUUGCUCAUAUACUGAGUACGAUAGUGAAAGAAGGCUUAAAAGAUAUAAAUGAUUUCAUUGUUAAAAUACGUUCAGCUCUACGUUAUGUGAGGUCUUCUCUUGGAAGGUUGAGGCGGUUUAAGGAUUGUGUUGAACUAGAGAAUAUUGAGUCCAAGAGUCUUGUAUGUUUGGAUGUGGAGACUCGUUGGAACUCGACAUAUAUGAUGCUGGAGGCGGCUUUGAAGUUUCAAAAAGCUUUUUUCUUAUUGGAAAUUCAAGAUAGCAAAUUUGUUGAAGAACUGUCCAAGGCGAAAAGGUUGCCUACUAGUGAUGAUUGGAAUUAUGCCCGUCACCUUCUUCCUUUCCUGAAGUUGUUCUUUGAUACGACUUCAAAAGUUUCGGGUUCUUCUUAUGUCACUAGUAAUAAUUUGGCAAAUGAUGUCUAUGGGCUUUUUGGGAUGAUUAAUGAAUAUUGUGAGAAUGAAGAUAAAAGUUUGCAGGAAAUGGCUAAAAGAAUGAUGACCAAAUUCAUUAAGUAUUAUGGCAAUGUGAACAAUAUCAAUCUUAAUUUGUUCAUUGCUUGCAUACUUGACCCUCGACAUAAGUGGGAAUAUGUGAAAUGGUUGAUUAAUGAUGUUUAUGAAAGCAAGCAAGCAGAAAUUUUACAUGAUAAAGUAACAUCAUCGCUAAUAUCAUUGUACGAGCAAUACUGCACUGGUAAAUGCCCCCAAGGCAACUUGAGAUUAAAGGGUACAAGGACAGUAAAUGUGUCAAAGUCUCCCGUGGACGGAGACGAGUUGUUUGGUCCACUCCGGAGAUUUGAUGCUCCCCCUAAUGACGGAGUAGGAGAGUGGGACCUCAUGGAGAUCCUUCCACCGGACGGAGUUGUUACUAGUCCGAACACCGGUCCUGAAGAUUCGGAUCCCGAGUCGGAGCCUAUGGAGUCUGACCCCAAGCCGGAGCCUAUUGAAUCCGAACCCGAGCCGUCCGACGACAUGGCUGAUCCAAGAUCGCCUGAGUAUUUCGAGUCCGAUCCGGGGAUGCCGCCUGGGUAUCGUGGCGGUGAAUGA